UCAUGCUUUCUCGCUUCGUUCGAAGCGCUAUUCGCGCUCCUCGACCAUAUAGAAGGGCGUUUGCAACAGUUCACAACGUCGGGCCCCAGACAGAAAUCACGACUCUCUCGAACGGUCUUACUGUCGCGACUGAAUCCCAGCCUCAUGCCCAGACAGCAACCGUUGGGGUGUGGAUUGACGCCGGUUCCAGGGCGGAAACCGACAAGACGAACGGUACCGCUCACUUCCUUGAGCAUAUGGCUUUCAAGGGAACUGGUCGACGGACCCAACACUCGCUCGAAGUAGAGGUCGAAAACAUCGGCGCUCAUCUUAAUGCCUAUACCUCCCGCGAGCAGACCGUUUACUACGCCAAAAGUUUCAGCAAGGACGUUCCUGUGGCCAUGGACAUCAUCAGCGACAUUUUGCAAAACUCGAAGCUCGAGAACUCGGCCAUUGAGAGGGAGCGCGGUGUUAUUCUUAGGGAACAGGAAGAGGUUGACAAGCAGCUUGAAGAGGUUGUCUUUGACCACCUUCACUCUGUCGCCUUCCAAGGUCAGUCUCUCGGCCGCACAAUUCUCGGUCCCAAGAGCAACAUCCUUUCCAUCAAUCGCGAUGACCUCUCCUCCUACAUAAAGACCAACUACACCGCCGACCGCAUGGUCCUUGUUGGCACAGGAGGCAUUGAACAUGAAGCCCUUGUUAAGCUCGCCGAGAAGCACUUCACCACUCUUCCUGUGUCUUCGAACCCCAUACCCCUUGGCCGUCUCUCACACCCUAAGCCUACAUUUGUAGGCUCUGAAGUACGGGUUCGUGAUGAUGCCAUUCCCACUGCUAACAUUGCCAUCGCCGUUGAGGGCGUCGGCUGGAGCUCACCUGACUACUUCCCCAUGAUGGUCAUGCAGUCCAUCUUCGGCAACUGGGAUCGCAGCCUUGGCGCUUCUAACCUCCUUUCCUCUCGUCUCUCUCACAUUCUUUCCAGCAACAACCUUGCCAACUCUUUCCUUUCCUUCUCGACUUCUUAUUCGGAUACCGGCUUGUGGGGAAUCUACCUUGUAUCCGAGAACCUGAUGAACUUGGAUGACCUCCUGCACAACACGUUGAAGGAAUGGACGAGAAUGAGCAUUUCUCCUGAGGAGGUCGAAGUUGAACGCGCAAAGAGUCAGCUCAAGGCUGGCUUGUUGUUGAGUUUGGAUGGCACGACCGCAGUUGCUGAGGAUAUUGGCCGACAGCUUGUCACCAGUGGAAGAAGGAUGUCGCCUCAGCAAAUCGAGAACGCCGUCGAUGUCGUCUCUGUUGCUGAUAUUAAACGGGUCGCACAAAAGUAUCUAUGGGAUAAAGAUUUCGCUUUGGCUGCUCUGGGAAGUAUUGAGGGACUGUUCGAUUACAACCGCAUCCGUUCAGACAUGUCUUCCAUGAUCUAUUAGAAAAUAGCAUUGUUUAAUAAAUUC
Messenger RNA from Guyanagaster necrorhizus, 1427 nucleotides. RefSeq lists its product as uncharacterized. The annotation marks the transcript as partial. NCBI's taxonomy places the organism in Eukaryota, Fungi, Basidiomycota, Agaricomycetes, Agaricales, Physalacriaceae. Gene Ontology annotation, cellular component: mitochondrion. Gene Ontology annotation, molecular function: metal ion binding; metalloendopeptidase activity. The record is from RefSeq and is a predicted model, not a curated record. The transcript has 4 exons.